AUUAUAGAGGAUGUUGGUUGCAUUGAUUACAUCUAUGAUAUGUAUCGGCGCCUUUGCAAAAGAAGAUGUUUCAGAUCUUCCGAAUUAUUGCCCGAGGACCGAUAAUGAAUAUGGAUUUCCACCUAAAUUUGAUAAAGAUUUCAACAAAUUCAGAGUAUACUUUAAGAGAAAUUAUUACAGUUGUCUACAUCAUAAUCCUGAUUAUAUUUGCAAAUGUUAUGGAUUUCAGGAAAGUCUCUGUAUAAGUAGAUAUGUUUAUUGUCCACGGGUUAAAACAAUUCCUCAAGGAUGUCCUACAGGAAAUUUAUUAAAUUCGAACGGAAAAUUCUUACCGAUAAAGUUGUUAUAUGCUUUUAUCUGUUCAUAUUAUUUUCUGCAAAUUAUUCGAAUUGUUGUUUAUUAAUCGAACAAAUAGACCAAAAUUAUUAAUACAUUUUAUUAAAUCUUUGAUAUAUUUUUA
Molecule: messenger RNA, 460 nt
Organism: Centruroides sculpturatus (bark scorpion)
Lineage: Eukaryota; Metazoa; Arthropoda; Arachnida; Scorpiones; Buthidae
Exons: 2
Coding region: 11-403 (130 amino acids)
Source: RefSeq, a predicted model, not a curated record